Helobdella robusta is the source of this 900-nucleotide messenger RNA. RefSeq lists its product as hypothetical. The transcript is spliced from 2 exons. Gene Ontology annotation, cellular component: cytoplasm. Gene Ontology annotation, molecular function: tubulin binding. Bases 1 to 900 code for a protein of 299 amino acids. The record is from RefSeq and is a predicted model, not a curated record. Gene Ontology annotation, biological process: tubulin complex assembly; post-chaperonin tubulin folding pathway. Lineage: Eukaryota; Metazoa; Annelida; Clitellata; Rhynchobdellida; Glossiphoniidae.
AUGGCGACGCAGAAGUCUCGCAUCACCGAAAAACUUCAAAAACGCGAGGAGGAGCGAAUCAAAAAUCAGCAAGCCAAACGGAACGACAAACCGGUUUUUCAUUUUGCUGAGGAAACGGAAGAACAUUUCAAGAAAAAAUUCACCGAUCUCCAGAACGAGUUAGAAUUGUUGCUGGCUGGUGUUCGGAAGAUUGAAGCUGCUUACGUUUCUUCGAAGCUUGAAGGAGUUGAAGAGGCCCAAGAAAAACUGAACACUAUGCAAGUUUUUUAUACUAACAGUUCAGGUUUCAUAUCUUCAUUUGCCAGAAAAUCUGCUCAGAGUGUGAUAACCAACUUAACAAAAAGUAUAGAAGAAAUUAAAGAUUCUUGCUAUGUAAAUAAAAAGUUCAGCUUUAAAACAAAUAAUAAUGCUAAGGACAUUGUAAACUUGGAUAAUGUUGAAAUUGCGAAACAAAAUGAUGAAAUCCUUAAUAAAGAUAUAAGGAUUUCAAAUUUGACUAAUUGUACAGUUAAGUUGUACGGUCAUCCUGGUGCCAUUCACAUUGAUAGGAUUAAAAACUGUAAAAUAUUCAUAGGGCCAGUAAAGGGUUCAAUAUUAAUAGAGGAUUGCUCGGAUUCUAAGAUUAUUGCAGCCUGCCAACAAAUGAGAAUCCACAAAACUGUUCAAUCGCAUUUUUACAUACAUGUUACUAGUAGAGCCAUUAUUGAAGAUAGUAAUAAUGUCAAAUUUGCCCCUUUCAAUUGGAAUUAUGAAGGUGUAAAAGAUCAUUUUAAUGAAACUGGUUUGGAUUUAGAGAAAAAUAACUGGGACCUGGUUGAAGAUUUCAACUGGCUUGUACCUAACACACUCUCACCUAACUGGUCAAUUUUGCAAAAAGAAGAUAGAAUGAAUUGGGAAUAA